CAGUGUUGGUCAUUCUGUCACCGCGCGCGGCUGGAGUGCUAUUCUGUGGGACAUCAGCUGGUUCGGACGUUCUGCUAGAAUCCGUAGACGUUCGGUUCGGUUCGUUCGUUCAGCGCAUUCUGCGGGGGAAGAUAAGUGUUCUAGCGUUGCAAGUCGCGGUCGCGGGGUUCUAUCGCCCUUUAUCAAAUGUCGCUCGAGGAAGAACAUCGCUCAGUCUACGGUUGGACGUGAUCGCGAACGGCGGUGCCUUCUCUUCUUCAAGAACAAGGUUUUUUUCCGAAGUUCUCUGGAAAAACGGUGUGGAAAAUUUCUUCUUCGCGGUUCUGGAGUUGGCAACGAGCAAAAGAAGGAAGUGAACCAAAGUGAAUUGUUAAUGAGGUGUAAAUCGCGGUGGUCAGUUCGGUUGAUUGGUAUGUGUUAGGGUACCAUUUCUGCUGAUGCUCGUCAUCGGCAGGCACUCAGUCAGUAACCUCACCAUUCCGCGAGUUAUAUUUAUUGUGUGCCAAGUGAUUUGAUUGUUGCGAACGCGUGAAAAACGGAAGCCCUGAGUACCUAUUUAGGUGUCUAGCUGUUACUCGCUGCAUAGAACGCGAGUGUCCGAAAACGAAAACUGCGAAAACGCCAAAUUGAUAACAGUGCGAGAAGUGGACGGCGGCGAUCAACUAACGCAAAUCCGGAGCAACGAGCCAUAUCCAAGCGGCUAGAAGCGGAUUCGGAAACUCAAAGCUAGUGCCAGAAGAGCAGACGGUCGGGGCAGACAUGAGGAGCAGAGGUAGCUGUUUUAUGCUAAUAGCAUCAAUUGUGAUAUUAUCAGUUAUACAUGACGGACGGUGUCAAGAUUUUGGAUACGAUGGAGAAAAAGGUCCAUCCCAUUGGGGCGAACAGUACAACAGCUGUACCGGAAAGCAUCAGAGUCCAAUCAACAUCAACUCGCUGGACGUGAAGAAAGUGAACCUUCCGCCGCUGAUCUUCGAUGGGUUCGACGUGCCGCCGCAGCAAACCAAUCUGACAAAUAAUGGACAUACCGUGGCCGUCACCAUGAAGUCCGAUCAUAUUCCAACGAUCUCGGGAGGACCGCUGAAUGGAACUUACCAGUACUCGCAGCUGCACUUUCACUGGGGCGACAAUGAUACCUUCGGCAGCGAGGAUAUGAUCGAUAAUCACAUCUUCCCCAUGGAACUGCACGUGGUGUUCUUCAAGCAGGACUACAGAAACGCCAAAACGGCUCUGGAACACUCGGACGGCCUGACGGUGCUGGCAUUCUUCUACGAGGUGUCCGAACGAGCCAAUCCACGGUACGAAGAGUUUGUGACGCUGCUGGGGAACAUUACCAGCGCUCACAAGUCGACCACCUUCACCAAUCCACCCUCGUUGAAGGAUCUCAUCGCGCACGAUACGCUGCACUACUAUACGUACGAUGGAUCGCUGACGACUCCUCCCUGCAGCGAAGUGGUCACGUGGAUUGAUUUUAAGGAGCCGAUUCUGCUGUCACAUUCACAGAUUGAGGCAUUCCGCGCACUUGACGACGAGGAAGGUCACCCACUGACCCACAAUUUCCGACCGAUUCAACCGCUGGGCGAUCGAGUGGUGCUCUACAAUACGGAUGAAAUCGUGAAGGAUGUUGACCUGGGACAACCCGAGGAGCCGCCAAGUGAAGUCGAGCAGAAUGCCAUCGAUGAACCCAAGAAGGAGCGUACCAGCGGAAGGAAGAAUGGGAAGGACAGUGGAGCAAUGGCUUCGAUGGGAGUCAGCUGGUUGGUGCUGGCCACCGCAGCCAUGGCCAUGGUUUUUAGUUCCUACGGUAGGGAUUAGAUUUUAGGGCUAGAGAGCAGUUGGGAAGUCUCCUCAUUGCAAGGUUUCAAAAACGAGAGCAACUGAAAUUGUAGCGAAAUUAUAGUUGAGUGUGUAAGAACGAUGUUGAUCAUCGGAUGGUAACAAAUUCGCCAAAUUGGACCGUCUAAUCUAUUCAGUAUUUCGAUGUAGAUUUCAUAUUUAACCACCUAAAAUAGUCAUGGACCAAACACAGGGAGAGAUUUAUUCAGUCAACUCACAUCAUUUCGUCCUCGUUAAACAUGAAUUUGAAAAUUUGACUAGAAAAAUACAUGGAAAUUAGGUAAGAAAUGCGUCACACAUAAUAAUACUGAAAGUAGUUAAAUGUGUAAAAACUAAAAUCUAACUUAUUCAGAACUACAUGUGUAAUAAGUAAGGGACAUUGACAGCACCAAAAACAUAAAAAGCUAAUUUAAGAUAAGGUAGCUAGAUGUUAAAAAAAUCCAAAUAAAAAGACUUGUGAUCCCAAA
Messenger RNA from Aedes aegypti (yellow fever mosquito), 2300 nucleotides. It is a transcript of the gene CAH2, whose product is annotated as carbonic anhydrase 1. Gene Ontology annotation, molecular function: carbonate dehydratase activity; zinc ion binding. The coding region runs from base 760 to 1812 and encodes 350 amino acids. The transcript has 7 exons. Gene Ontology annotation, cellular component: cytoplasm. NCBI's taxonomy places the organism in Eukaryota, Metazoa, Arthropoda, Insecta, Diptera, Culicidae. The record is from RefSeq and is a predicted model, not a curated record.